This is a messenger RNA of Trichosurus vulpecula (common brushtail), 2593 nucleotides long. RefSeq names its product disintegrin and metalloproteinase domain-containing protein 30-like. The transcript has a single exon. Gene Ontology annotation, cellular component: external side of plasma membrane; sperm head plasma membrane; plasma membrane. The record is from RefSeq and is a predicted model, not a curated record. Gene Ontology annotation, biological process: proteolysis; male gonad development. Gene Ontology annotation, molecular function: metalloendopeptidase activity. NCBI's taxonomy places the organism in Eukaryota, Metazoa, Chordata, Mammalia, Diprotodontia, Phalangeridae. Bases 220 to 2388 code for a protein of 722 amino acids.
CAUCCCAAUCGAGCCCACCCCACCAGGUCCCAACCGCCCGGGAGGCUCGUGCUUGGGCCAAUGCCCUGGAAGGUGCGCCAGGGGCGCAGCCGAGUUCACACAGCCCUUUACACCGUUGGCUGCCGCAGUCCCCCUGGCGCUUCUCUGGCUCCUUCAGACCUCUCUCCCAGAUCUGGGCUGUAGCUCCCGGGCUCCUUGGAGGGGAGGCAGGAAGCCGGCAUGGGGUUUGAGGGAGCCGUCGUCUCUCACCUAGGUGGCUCCUUCCUGCUGCUCGGUCUGGGUACGCUCCUGCUCCGCCCAGGCUGCCUGGCUCUGGCCUUCGGGUACCGGCCAGGGAGGGGCUUUUCCUCCUACGAAGUGAUCAUCCCCAGGCAGCUGGGUCCCCGCAAGGGGGAUCCUGAGGUGGCCGGCCGGACAUCUUACCUCCUGCAGGUGGAGGGCAAGAAGCAAGUUGUCCACCUUCGCCCUAAAAGGCUGCUGUUGUCCAGACACCUGCGCAUUUUCUCCUUCACCGGGCAGGGAGCCAUUCUGGAGGACCAGCCUUAUAUCCCUGAUGACUGCAACUACGGAGGUUACGUGGAGGGUUCCCCCGACUCCGUGGUUACGUUAAACACCUGCUUUGGAGGGCUCCGAGGGAUACUGAAUAUGAAUGGAAGCCUUUACCAAAUGGAACCCUUGAAGGCCUCUACAAAAUUUGAACACAUGCUGUAUCGCCUGAAGAAGGAGGUUCGAGCUGAUCGCACUUGCGGGGUAAUUGCUGAAGAAACAGCUCCACGUUUGGCCAACGACCAGAACCUAGAGAUUUCUGCCAAGUUUGUUUGGAGCUAUAUACACCUUAAGUAUGUAGAAGCCUUUCUUGUGAUAUCUAAUGGGAGAUAUCAACUUUUGGGAUCCAAUAUGACUGCUUGCCUUAAUGAGUGUUUUACUUUGAUAGCUUUGGCAGAUGCGGUUUUUCAGGGACUCAAUUGUAAAAUUUAUCUGGAGGGAGUUGAGGUCUGGUCCGUCGAGGACAAAAUCAACAUUAAGGACUCUGACGAAGAUAAAAUUUAUGAAGAGUUUAUGAAAUAUAAAGAGGAGCAACUAGACCCCCGUGUCAAGUCAGAUUGGGCACAUUUAAUUGUGAGUAAAGAGAUCGCCACAAAAGCCAAGGUAGGAGGUAUCUGUGAAAAAGGAAAUAGUGCCUCUGUGAGCAGUCUAUCUCAAGAGAACCUGAGUGGUUCUAAUGAGUUUCUUCAUGCAUUGGGCCAUAUGCUGGGCAUAAAUGACGACACCGAUGAAUGUAAAUGUCAUGGUGCCGACAGAUGCUUAAUGAACAAAAACCCUGGGGAUGGAGGUGUCAGUAGAUGCAGUUACAUGGAGUAUUUUGAAAAGGUAGCCAGCAAUGAAACAUGUUUGUCUAAUGUACCAGAACUAGCGAAAAGAAAAAUUUCUGUAUGUGGUGACAAAGUGGUGGAAGGAGACGAACAGUGUGACUGUGGCACACCAAAGGACUGUGAGCAAGAUAAGUGUUGCGAGCCAACAUGUAAAUUAAAAGCUAGAGCAUCGUGUGCUUUUGGUCCUUGCUGCUAUCACUGUAGAUUUCGAGUAGCAGGGAAACUGUGUAGGGCCAAGAACAGCGAAUGUGACCUUGAGGAGUAUUGCAAUGGCACCUCUGAAUACUGCCCUGAUAACACCUACAUUCAGGAUGGCACCCUAUGCUCUGACCGUGGCUAUUGUUUCCACGGGUUGUGCAAUUCUCGGAAUCGGCAGUGCAAGCGUAUUUUUGGACACAGUGCUACAGCGGGACCUCUUGCCUGCUAUGAAGAAGCCAAUCAAGGAGACCGCUUUGGCAACUGUGGAAUUAUGGCAGGUGUUUACUCCAAGUGUGAACCUGACAAUGUGUUAUGUGGAAGAUUACAGUGUGUCAACGUCAAGGGUGUUCCUAUCCUGGCUGACCACUAUACAGUAGUUACGAAUUUUGUCAGCCAGGGCAAUCUUACUUGCUGGGGGACAGACUAUCAUGCUCCAAUGAGAACAAUAAAACUGGAGGAUAUUGGAGAAGUAAAAGAAGGCACUGCCUGUGGUGAGGGAUUUUUAUGUAUUAACAAGACUUGUACAAACAUGAAUGCUCUUAAUUUUGACUGUACAGUGGACACCUGUACCAAGAGAGGAAUCUGCAACAAUAAUAAAAAUUGCCACUGUGACUAUGGAUGGGCCCCUCCAUUCUGUAAGAAGUAUGGAUUUGGAGGAAGUAUUGACAGUGGCCCUCCCCCAAAAUGGGAAAAGGCUCCCUGGAGAAAUAUCAUACCUGUGGUCCUUUUUCUUGGGCGGUGUUUUGCUUUAGGUGGAGCAGGAUUUCUGUCUGGGGCAGGUAGAGCAGCAGAUUUAUUUCACCGUGUAUUUGGUUAGAAAAAUGAAGCAGUCCAAGCAAGGAAAAAAAGAGGAAAACCAUUAUUGCUGAAUAAGAAAGCAGAUUCAUCUAUAUUACGUGAUUUGGAAGACCCUGAAAUCUUCUCUUGAAACAGUAGCUCAUAAAAACCAUUAACCAUGAAUGUCAUGCAAAGCUAGGUUUUCUUAGCUUACAUAUUUUGUCAGAAAAUAAAGAUCCUUUACC